CCCGGCAGUUCAUUUUUUUAUCAGUUCGAGUGUGUAAAAUAAAAUGAUGUAAUAUUUUUCGCGUUUUUGCUUGAAUUUUUCGAAUAUUUCACGUUCGUUUUACACCUUUAAAUCGAUAUUUCAAUGCGCCACUUGCUCGUUUCGCGUUAUUAACCAAUCUCAGUGUAAUUCCACCCAACUGUAGCAUCUUAAUUUCGUCCGAAAUUCACAUGAGUCGAGUGGUUAUCAGCUCCAGUAAGUGUUAUGGCACUAAAAUUGCACAACAGAAUUCACGCCGAGAAGUUGCUCUCGUUUCUGAACAGUUCUCGGGUCUCUCGUUUCAAUAAAUCACGCUACCAAUGCACUCGAUUUAUCCAAACCAACGCCAGAGUGCUAACGAAAUGGCCAACUCUAUGCCAAGAUGAUAAAUCCUUCGCCUUCGGUCCCUUCUCUCGGGACAGAUUCAACGGCCGAUUAGUCGCUUCUUCCGGUGGUCUGCUAUCUAGACCUUAUAGUUCUCAAAAUCCUCAAGAUGACGGAUCUAAUAAAUCGAUUAUAUCGGAAGAUGAAGUAUUGGAUGUGACUGAGGCUGAUUUCCCCGUCACACAUUCUCUACCUGCGGCUGUAGUUGUGCCGGAACAUUGGCCUAAUGUGCCUUUGAUCGCUGUGUCGAGGAAUCCGGUGUUUCCGAGGUUUAUUAAGUUAUUAGAGAUUACACAUCCUCCUUUGAUUGAUUUGAUUCGAAGGAAAGUUAAAUUCAACCAGCCUUACGCCGGAUUAUUUCUCAGGAAGGAUAAAGAAAACGAUUCUCAAGUAAUCAACGACCUAAAUGAUGUCUACAACGUGGGUACUUUCGUUCAAAUACACGAACUACAAGAUCUCGGUAAUAAACUACGACUGGUUGUUAUGGCUCAUCGUCGAAUUCGAAUCACCGGCGUGAUCAACGACCUCCAAGUACCCAUUAAAGAGGUACGUAUAAAGUACCCGUUAUCUAACACCUUCGUGGACGUUGUUGUAGACGAUUCGAAUCGAAAGAUCGUGAAAAGGUCACGUACCAAGCGUACAGCGACUCCAUCUGUGCCUGCGGUCGAGUCCAGCCAAGAAGCUCCUUUUUCGAUCGAAGAUAUCGCUCAGACAGCUGAACCGAUCAUCGAACCAUCCGAUCCAACGGCGCAGACUGAACAAUCUCAGGAAGCUGUCAAACAGCCGGUUCUCAUGGUCGAGGUAGAGAACGUCCAGCAUGAUAAGUUUAGAAAGACUGAAGAAGUCAAGGCGUUGACUCAAGAAGUCAUUAAAACCAUUCGAGAUAUUAUCAGUAUGAAUACGCUGUAUCGAGAAACACUUCAGCAAAUGCUGCAUCAAGGUCAAUCUGUGGUCGAGAACCCGGUUUAUCUGUCUGAUCUCGGUGCGUCGUUGACUGGAGCUGAGCCUGAAGAAUUGCAGCAAGUUUUAGAAGAAACCGAUAUUCCGAAAAGACUGCUGCUUGCGUUGAGUUUGUUGAAGAAAGAAUACGAAUUGGGCAAACUGCAGCAGAAAAUCGGUCGCGAAGUCGAAGAGAAAGUCAAACAACAACAUCGAAAGUAUAUUUUAAUGGAGCAGCUGAAAAUCAUCAAGAAAGAACUAGGAUUAGAGAAAGACGAUAAAGAUGCCAUCGAAGAGAAGUUUAGAAGUCGAUUAAAAGAUAAAAAAGUUCCUCAACAUGCCAUGGAAGUAAUCGACGAAGAAUUGAAUAAAUUAGGCUUUCUGGAGGCACAUUCGUCCGAAUUUAAUUUAUCGCGAAAUUACCUCGACUGGUUGACGUUGUUACCUUGGGGUGUUACUACCGAAGAAAACCUAGACCUCGCUAAAGCUUCAGCUGUCCUCGAAGAAGACCAUUACGGAAUGGAUGAUGUGAAAAAACGUAUUUUAGAAUUUAUCGCCGUUAGUAUGUUGAAGAAAAGCACUCAGGGUAAAAUUUUAUGCUUCUACGGUCCUCCCGGCGUGGGAAAAACUAGUAUAGCUAAAUCUAUAGCCAGAGCAUUGAAUAGAGAGUAUUUCAGAUUCAGCGUUGGUGGUAUGACCGAUGUGGCUGAGAUUAAAGGUCAUCGUAGAACUUACGUCGGUGCCAUGCCCGGUAAAGCUAUCCAAUGCUUUAAAAAAGUAAAGACUGAAAACCCACUGAUAUUGAUCGACGAAGUGGAUAAAAUUGGAAAGGGUUACCAAGGUGAUCCUUCGUCGGCCUUAUUGGAGAUGCUCGAUCCAGAACAAAACGCCAAUUUCUUAGAUCACUAUUUAGAUGUCCCUGUCGAUCUAUCCAAGGUAUUAUUCGUGUGCACGGCGAACAAUAUCGAGACGAUACCGGAUCCGUUACGUGACCGUAUGGAAAUGAUAGACGUAUCCGGAUACGUAGCCGAAGAGAAAGUAGCCAUCGCUAGACGAUAUCUCAUUCCAACUGCGUUGAAAGAUUCCGGCCUGAAAGAAGAGCAAGUCCAGAUCAACGACGAUUCGCUGCUAUCGCUGAUCAAAUCGUAUUGCAGGGAAAGUGGCGUGAGAAAUUUGCAAAAACACGUCGAAAAAAUCAUUCGUAAAGUAGCGUUGAAAAUCGUCAAACAAGAAACACCGUCGAUUGCAGUCACUCCAGAUAAUCUUCAAGAUUUCGUCGGCAAACCGGUAUUCUCUCAAGAACGUAUGUACGAGAUCACUCCUCCAGGAGUUGUAAUGGGAUUAGCGUGGACUUCGAUGGGUGGUUCUACUCUUUAUAUCGAAACCGUACAGUUGAAAAAGAUCGAGAAAUCGGAUACCGGAGGCGGAGUCGAACUCACCGGUCAUCUAGGCGAUGUGAUGAAGGAAUCGGCUAAAAUUGCGCUAACAGUUGCGAAGAAUUAUCUAUCGAACGUCGAACCUGAUAACGAAUUUUUGAUCAAGAAUCAUAUUCAUUUGCAUUUCCCAGAGGGAGCUACCCCCAAAGACGGACCUAGCGCCGGAUGCACAAUCGUGACAGCUUUGUUGUCGUUGGCUAGAAAUGUUCCUAUUCGUCAGAACGUCGCUAUGACUGGUGAAAUCUCGUUAACAGGCAAAGUAUUACCUGUGGGCGGUAUCAAAGAGAAAAUUAUCGCUGCUCGAAGAUCCGGCGUAAACUGUGUCCUGUUACCGGACGAAAACAAGAAAGAUUUCGAUGAUUUACAAAAAUUCAUUACCGAUGGUCUCGAAGUGCAUUUUGUCAAACAAUACGACGAUGUUUACAAAGUAGUCUUUGCCAAUGAUAAAACUUCCAGCUAACGGUUUCAUUCUGGAUGAAGAUUUCAUUUCGUACGAUUUGAUCGACUCGUUCGAAAUAAACUUACCAAUUUUUUUCUACUCCUGUGGGAUUCAACGUAUAGCCAUGGAAUAGUUACGGGGUGUGAUUCGCAUACUCGAUGUUGAUACUUUGAUAGCAUUUUUGUUUAGAUUUUGUUUUUAUAAUUAUUAUUAUUAUUUUACGAUUAUCGCAGUUACGAUGAUGGAAUUUCUGUGUGUACGGUGUUGUUGUAGCUUUUUAAUGUGUAUCAGUGUGUUAUUCCUCGUUUAACGUUUUCAUUUUAAAGGUUCAUUUUUACGUAUGUGAAAACUGUGUUUGUAAAAGAAAGAAUAUUCUCGAGUU
Planococcus citri (citrus mealybug) is the source of this 3598-nucleotide messenger RNA. RefSeq names its product Lon protease (gene Lon). The transcript has 16 exons. Gene Ontology annotation, biological process: protein catabolic process; mitochondrion organization; protein quality control for misfolded or incompletely synthesized proteins. Lineage: Eukaryota; Metazoa; Arthropoda; Insecta; Hemiptera; Pseudococcidae. The coding region runs from base 244 to 3237 and encodes 997 amino acids. Gene Ontology annotation, molecular function: ATP-dependent peptidase activity; single-stranded DNA binding; serine-type endopeptidase activity. Gene Ontology annotation, cellular component: mitochondrial matrix. The record is from RefSeq and is a predicted model, not a curated record.